GCUCUGAAGUUGUGCAACACCUUGGGCAAACACUUCCUGAAACGGAGACAAGCAUGAACCUCCGAGUUUCGUUCUGUCUCACUUGAGAGAAGGCAGGGACAGACUGAGCAGCACACUUGUCUGUUUGUGCGAGAAAGGCAGACACCAAGGCUCCUGGGAUCACCCAGCAUGUUGCAAGGGCUGCUUCUCACUGCCACUUUCCUCCUUUCUUCAUUGCCAGCAAAUGCUAUAAAAGAACUCCCUGAAGUGAAAAAGUAUGAAGUAGUUUUUCCCAGAAGACUUCAUCCACUACAUAAAAGAGAGAUCAAGCAGCCAGGUCAAGAGGAAAAAUUUGAAACUGAGUUGAAGUAUGAAAUGACAGUGAAUGGAAAAAUCGCAGUGCUUUAUUUGAAAAAAAACAAGGAUCUCCUUGCACCAGGCUACACGGAAACACAUUAUAAUUCCAGUGGAAAGGAGGUCACCACAAGCCCACAGAUUAUGGAUAACUGUUACUACCAAGGACACAUCAUUAACGAAACAGUUUCCGAUGCUAGCAUCAGCACGUGUAGGGGUCUCAGGGGUUACUUCAGUCAGGGAGAUCAAAGGUAUUUCAUUGAACCUUUAAGCCCCACGGAUCAGGAUGAACAGGAACACGCACUCUUCAAGGAUGAUCCCCAGGAACAACAGACUAACAGUGACUGUGGGAUGGAUGACGUGUUAUGGCCACAUGGAUUUCAUCGGAAUAUGGUCCCGCCUGACUCCAGUCUGAAUUCCAAAGACUGGAAAAGUUGGGAACGUAAGAAAUACGUAGAAUAUUAUUUGGUCCUGGAUAAUGGUGAGUUUAUAAAGUAUCGUCAAGAUCCAGAGGAAAUAAGAAAGAGGGUGUUUGAGAUGGUCAAUUACAUCAACAUGCUUUAUAAAAAGCUCAAUACCCAGGUGGCCUUAAUUGGGAUGGAAAUCUGGAAUGACAAGGAUAAGAUACAUAUAACCUCAAAUGCAAGCUCCACCUUGGAAAAUUUUUCUCAGUGGAGAGGGAAUGUCCUCCUAAGAAGAAAACCUCAUGAUGUUGCUCAGCUAAUCACGGCAAAAGGAUUUUCUGGAACAACUGUGGGCCUUGCUUUCAUGUCUACAAUGUGCUCUCCUUAUCAUUCUGUUGGCCUUAUUCAGGACCACAGUAACAACGGGCUUAGAGUUGCAGGGACCAUGGCCCAUGAAAUGGGCCAUAACUUUGGAAUGUUUCACGACACCGAUAAUUGCCAGUGUUCUUCUGCCGUGUGUGUGAUGGACAGAGCACUAAGAUUCAAUCUACCUAAGGACUUCAGUUCCUGCAGCCGUGACAGCUAUGCCAAAUUCUUUGGAGAUAAACUGUCAAACUGUGUUUUGAAUGCUCCGUUGCCUACAGAUAUCAUGUCCACCCCGACCUGUGGGAACCAGCUUUUAGAAAUGGGAGAAGACUGUGAUUGUGGGACCCCGGAGGAAUGUACCAACAUUUGCUGUGACGCAAAGACAUGUAAAAGCAAAGUAAAUUUUCAAUGUGCCAUUGGAGAAUGCUGUGAAAAAUGCCAGUUUAAAAAGGCCGGUGCUGUGUGCAGACCAGCAAAAGAUGAGUGUGACUUGCCUGAAAUGUGUGAUGGCAAAUCGGGGCUUUGCCCUAGUGAUCGAUUCCAGGUCAAUGGCCUCCCUUGCCAAGACGGGAAGGGCUACUGCUUGAAUGGGACAUGCCCCACCCUGCAGGAGCAGUGCACUGAGAUGUGGGGACCAGGAACCAAAGUUGCUGAUAAGUCAUGUUUUAGCUGGAAUGAAGGUGGGUCAAAGUACGGGUACUGUCGAAAAGUGGAUGACACGCGUAUUCCCUGUAAAGCAAAUGAUGUUAUGUGUGGGAAGUUGUUCUGUCAAGGCGGGUCGGAAUAUCUGCCCUGGAGAGGACGUAUAGUAACUUUCCUGACGUGUAAAGCAUUUGAACCUGAAGUCAUAGGUGAAGAAGUAGGCAUGGUAGCCUAUGGCACCAAGUGUGGAAAUAAGAAGGUUUGCAUUAAUGCAGAAUGUGUGGACAUGGAAAGAGUUUACAAAUCAGCCAAUUGCUCCUCUAAGUGCAAAGGACACGCGGUGUGUGACCACGAGCUCCAGUGUCAAUGUAAAGAAGGAUGGGCCCCUCCCAACUGCGAUGAUGUCUCCACGGUUUUCAACUUCUCCAUUGUGGUUGGGGUGCUGUUCCCUGUGGCCAUCAUAUUGGUGGUGGUUGCUAUAGUAAUUCGAUACAAGAGCCCGAGAGGAAAGCAGAAGAAAGUCCUGAGGCCACUGUCUGCCAUUGGCAUCGGGCCAUAUAGACAGAAGAGGAAACUGCAGACGGAGAAGCCUGUUCAACCCCAGGAGCUAAUUACAAAGCCAGAUUUUCCACCACCUCCAAUUCCUACAUCUGUGUCAUCCUCUUUCCUCCAUAAAGACACAAAAGGACUUUCCCCCAUGGUUUUCCAGGAUAAGCUGAUGUCUACACCUAAGGUCUCCAAUCCAAAAGUCUGAAGGAACAGCCAAGCAAGGAUUGUUGGGUAAAUGACUGGACAAUCUGGAUAGAAGAGACAUAUACUCGCUUUCUCAUUAUUACUUGCUCUUGAGCCACAUGAAAGUUACGAUUUUGUGAUUCAUGUUCUACAUUGAAGAGAUUAAACAAAACUUUGAAGAGAGACAUA
This is a messenger RNA of Phacochoerus africanus (Common warthog), 2666 nucleotides long. It is a transcript of the gene ADAM28, whose product is annotated as ADAM metallopeptidase domain 28. Gene Ontology annotation, molecular function: metalloendopeptidase activity. Gene Ontology annotation, biological process: proteolysis. The coding region runs from base 169 to 2499 and encodes 776 amino acids. The transcript has 23 exons. Lineage: Eukaryota; Metazoa; Chordata; Mammalia; Artiodactyla; Suidae. The record is from RefSeq and is a predicted model, not a curated record. Gene Ontology annotation, cellular component: plasma membrane.